UCAGAGUUCAGCAAUCCGUCCCUCCCUUCCUGUUCAGACACACCCUCCAUCUGCCAGCCAUGGAGUUCGACCUUUCUGCAGCCCUAGGUGCUGAUUCCAAGAAGACUGAAAAAGGUGGUCUGCCUGCCAACCCCCCACACGGCCCCCCCAAGCCUCAGGCACUCGGACAGGGGAUUUCUAAGAAGGCCAAGGCUGGGCAUGGCAAAUCCUCAGAUUCCAGCAGCAGCAGCAGCAGCAGCUCCAGCGAUUCUGACACAGAUGGGAAGCCUCCGGGGCCUGGCCAGGGCCCCCAGAAGGAGAAGAAACUGAAGAAGGUGAAGGAGACCAAGGAAAAAGGGGAGAAGGAAAAAGGGAAGAAGGAAAAAAGGAAGAAGGGGGAGAAGGGAUCGGCCCCCUGAAAGCAGCCUGGGUCUGCAUUAAACAGGCCUUGGAGAUGAAGCCUCUGCCACCCCAAUGUGUGACCGCCCACACCCAGCCAAUAAAGGGCAGGGACCACUCA
This is a messenger RNA of Vombatus ursinus (common wombat), 499 nucleotides long. It is a transcript of the gene CUNH19orf33, whose product is annotated as chromosome unknown C19orf33 homolog. The transcript has 4 exons. Gene Ontology annotation, cellular component: nucleus. The coding region runs from base 60 to 398 and encodes 112 amino acids. NCBI's taxonomy places the organism in Eukaryota, Metazoa, Chordata, Mammalia, Diprotodontia, Vombatidae. The record is from RefSeq and is a predicted model, not a curated record.